Molecule: messenger RNA, 2496 nt
Organism: Dinoponera quadriceps
Lineage: Eukaryota; Metazoa; Arthropoda; Insecta; Hymenoptera; Formicidae
Gene: Der-2
Product: derlin-2
Exons: 6
Coding region: 1-717 (238 amino acids)
Biological process (GO): endoplasmic reticulum unfolded protein response
Cellular component (GO): Hrd1p ubiquitin ligase ERAD-L complex; endoplasmic reticulum membrane
Molecular function (GO): ubiquitin-specific protease binding; misfolded protein binding
Source: RefSeq, a predicted model, not a curated record
AUGGCCUACGAAGCGUUAUGGCAUGAGUACAUGCAGAUGCCUGUGGUGACGCGGGCUUAUACCACAGCCUGUGUCAUCACAACUCUCGCCGUGCAAUUGGACUUGGUAUCUCCAUUUCAAUUGUAUUUUAAUCCUAUUCUCAUAAUUGAGCAAUACCAGAUAUGGCGGUUGAUAACAACAUUCCUGUUCUUUGGAAAUAUAGGGUUCAACCUACUUUUCAAUAUGAUCUUCACAUAUCGAUAUUGCCGUAUGUUGGAAGAAGGAUCAUUUCGCAGGAGAACAGCUGAUUUUGUAAUGAUGUUUAUUUUUGGUGGAAUAUGCAUGAUCACCUUUGCAUUCUUUGUCAAUCUGCUGUUCCUAGGACAUGCAUUCACGAUAAUGUUGGUGUAUGUCUGGUCACGACGAAAUCCUUUCGUCAGGAUGAAUUUUUUCGGACUGUUAAACUUCCAAGCUCCGUAUCUACCGUGGGUAUUGCUGGGCUUCUCGGUAUUGCUCGGCAACACGAUAUGGGUUGAUCUAGUUGGAAUGGCGGUAGGGCAUACGUAUUAUUUCGCGGAAGACGUAUUUCCGCGAUUAAGAGGAGGUUUUCGAAUCUUGAAAACUCCGCAAAUACUUAAGACUUUAUUUGACGCACAUCCGGAAGAUCCGGAUUACAUGCCACCGCCGGAAGAUCGGCCAGGUGGCUUCAAUUGGGGACAGGAGGCUAAUGUGCAGUGAUCGAAAUUCCAUAGCUCACUUCCUGAUGUUUCUGACGUCACCCAAGAAGGCAGUUGCAGCAGGCAGCAGCUCUAUUGUUGUUCCUUCAUCUUCGGAAAUUACUGAUAACAAACGCUCGGAUUUGCACCCAAAGACGCGUAAUGAGAUGUGAAGGGUAAUAUAUAAGCUGUACAAAUGAUUGGAUGGUUUCUUUCAAACGAGAAUUUCCCGAAACAAACUCGCGGAGUUGACGCUUUUUCAGCCAAAAUUCAUCACAAAGUCCAAUUCUAAAUUUUAUGCAGAAGUUGAGACCGACGAUAGCUUGCGAUCAGAUAAUUGUUGAGUGAAAGUUGUCUCCAAGAAAAAAAAAUGUAUAGUUAAGAAGUGCGCGAAUUCUUAGGUACUUUGUACGCAGACAAGGAAUGGAGAGAUGUGUAUACUUGACACGCUUUUAACGUAGCGAGUUGAUUAUCGAUUCCAUUCGACUUCAUGUAUAUGUUUUACAUGCAUUCUUAACUGCUCGUUUCUGCGUACAAAAUCUGGAUUUCAUUAAUAACAUUAACAUUUUGGUAAUCGAGUAUCGUGCUUCUAGCAUCACUGCGAGAAGAAGUCAUGAUUUGGACUGACUUAUUCAAAGCAUACAAGGCGCUGCCGAAUUAUAUUAUAUUUCUGUUUCUAAGACUCUCUCUCUCUAAUACAUUUGGUGUGAGUGAAACUGUACAGAUUAAUAUUUAUAACUUGGGUUAUAUAUUACUAAGUUGUUGCGCGUAAGGUGUUCUGUAUAUAACUUCACACCAUGUAUAGUAGUUCAUUUUGUCCUGAUACAUCGUAGUGGCGAAUGUUAAAAUAUUCGUAGAUUGUCUACUCAAUAUUUCGGAUUAAUUUUGUAAUUCAAUGAACAAACGAUAUUUCACGCACGCGAGUGCGAUUGAAUCGGCCAUUCCGAGAAUUAAUCGUCUCUUUCGCAGAUAUAUAUACUUCCGAUUCCGUAGCUAAUGGUGAUUGUAAUACUUGCAAAUUCAUUAGAUUUACUAUUUAUUGAGAGCGACAUCACUUUUGUAAGAACGAUAUUUGCGAUUGGUGGUGACUUUUGUGAUACAUUCACCGUGCUCAUAGUUCUUGCAAAUAUUAAAGAGGGAGAGAAAGAAAGAGAACAAAAAAUAAAAUGCCAUUGUAUGGGAGACUAUUUUAGUGUAUUAAAGCAUUUAAUUAUAUUUAUUAUGGUAGCGAAGUGUAUAAUCUAGGCAACAUCUACAGAGUACAAAUCGUUAAAUAUAAACUAAAGAAAUAAUAUAUAUAUAUAUAUAUAUAUAUAUAAAUAUAUAUAUAUAUAUACACACACACACACACAACACCUCCCAUUCUCUUUGUUCAUACGUGUAUAUUAUGUACUAUGUGAAUAUAACAGAGACUUACAUUGAUUAUAGUUAAUUACCGUCGUCUCUUCUUUCAUGGAAACGAUGGGAAAGUAACGUUCCUUCUUCUAGGAUCAAUGCGUUGCUCAAUUAACAGUUUUUUUUUUCUAAUCUGCUGUAAAACGCUUUCAAUUUUUACGUUCCGAGUGCUUUGGUUAACAAAUUAAACGAAUAAUUAAUAAAUUACUUAGAGAUUAUUGGUGAAUGCGCGAGUCAUUAAAUUUGCAAUAACAUCGAACAUUUUAAUUUUUUCCCUCGUGGAAUAAUGAACAUUACUUUGCCACGUGCAAUGAAUAAAUGACUAAAUUAGAUGCGGACUUUUUCUGUGAUCCCGUGAGUAUUGCAAUAGUAUCAUAAGAGAAAUAAAGAUGAAUUUUUAACGUGA